AUGAGCGGCAGUGAAAUUUGUUUGCUUCUUGGAGCGACUGGUGUCGGAAAAACGUUGCUGCUGAAACGUCUACAAAAUAUCCUUUAUACCCGACUGAAUGUUUCCAACUACAACUUGUUUUAUUUACAGCUCAGUCUGCAUGGAUUAGGUGAACUGGGGGGACCUCCUUCUACUCUGCCUACUGUAGGGACCAACCUGACAGACCUGACACUGAAGAAGAAGAAGGUGACAUUAAGAGAGCUGGGAGGCUGCAUGGGCCCUAUAUGGCCGAGUUACUUCAAAGACUGCUCCUCUGUCAUUUUCAUGGUGGACUCAGCCAACAUUGCUCAAAUAUCCUCCUCCUGUGUCCAGCUGCUGUCAGUACUUUCUGCUGAGCCUCUGCAAAGUGCCUCUGUGGUUAUUCUGUUCAACAAGAGUGACUUGCCUUGCACUAUGAGUCUCGUAGAGAUGAAGUCCCUGUUCAGAAUGGAUGACAUCAUUGCAUCUGCGCCUCAGCCAAUCACAACAAUUGAAAUCAGUGCCCGCUCUGGACAGGGACUUCAGGAGGUGCUGAGCUGGCUGGAGUCCAUCAUAGUCAAGUGAACUAUUGUAUGUUUGUUUCCUAUAACGUGAUGCUACUCUCACAGGACUUGGGAAUCUCACAGGCAAGCCUGUUGCCAAGAGAUGUCAGUAUCCUCAGUGUGCAAAGACUGUUAACACACAUGUGUUUGAUGCUGGACUCACUGAAAAACUGUUGGUGUAUCUUUGGUACCAAAUAACAAUGGUGACUGACUGUUUGUAAGAGUGAAUGAGGUAGGAGAUGUUUUAGUGGGAUGAUGGCAAGAUGGAAUGAUUGUGUGGUUGACCUUUUCACAUUUGUUAAAUCGACACUACUGUAGGUCUUACCUUCAGUUAACAACUAUUUAUACUGGUUACUUUUACCAAUCAAAUUCUGCACACAUAAACAGUGAACUACUGAGAUUCAUGAUGAUCCUCAUGCGCAAGAAGUAGAGGGGGUAGAAAGCAGGGAAGGGGCCAUUUUAAGUCGCAGGACACUUUACUGUGUUUGAAAUGAUACAAAGAUGGUCUCUUGUUUCAUUUUAAAAUAAAAUAAGCCCUUGAACAUCAGUUUAAAGACAAGUGGGAGGAAUACGUUAGAAGAGCUUGGCUCGUCAAGAGUCAUUACUGUAGGUGAUUCAGCAGUGGUUAUGAGUCACUACCACCAGGGGGCAUAAAAUACAAAUUCUAUGACGGAUACUGGGUGUGUGCAUGAGUUGUAAUGAUUUCAUGUCCCUG
This is a messenger RNA of Epinephelus fuscoguttatus (brown-marbled grouper), 1275 nucleotides long. It is a transcript of the gene arl16, whose product is annotated as ADP-ribosylation factor-like 16. The coding region runs from base 1 to 582 and encodes 193 amino acids. Gene Ontology annotation, molecular function: GTPase activity; GTP binding. Lineage: Eukaryota; Metazoa; Chordata; Actinopteri; Perciformes; Serranidae. The transcript is spliced from 5 exons. The record is from RefSeq and is a predicted model, not a curated record.